AGGCGACUCGCUGUCAAACCGGAAGCGCCUUCUAAUCAGCUUUUAGAGCUGAUGUGAGUUAAAGGUAGCAUCAACACAAUGUUGAACGACAGUGAGCUGACAAAUUUGCGGAAUCGAUUUAAGAAAGAUGCGGAGUUUCUUAUGCAAACAACGACGUCGGGUGACGAAGAUGAAAAGAGUCAGGAGGAAAAAGAUGCCAAACCAGCUUCUCGCUUUGACAGACACACCGUUUUCUGGAUUGUGGCAUCUGUAGCUGUGACCUACUACUCGGACUUCUUCCACAACAUCUUGGAAAAUGAUGAUAUCAAAGGUUGGUGGUUCAAUGUCGGUCUGAUACUUCUUGCGAUCAGCUUGUCUCUGGUCAUGUUUUGCAUUGUGUACCUGGACUGGUACAAAGGCAUCCAGCACUAUGACCAAGAGUACCCUGCUGUACCUCCCAUCACUACUGCAGCCUUUAUUGCAGCGUCAUGCAGCUUGAACAUUGCCUUGUGGCCAGUGUGGUCCUUCUUCACUCCACUGAUCCUCUUCACACAGUUCAUGGGCGUGGUCAUGUUAACGGUCAUGUGUGGAUGAAUGCGACAGGACCAAGAACCAGCAACAGAAAUGACGAGGCUUAAUUCCCCUUUCCCUCUGAAACUGUCUCCACACACAUCCAUGACUUCCAACAAUUUUUUGUUCAAGAACUUCAUUAAAGCGCCCCUUUUUUUUCCUCCCCUUUUUUAAGAAAAACAAUAAUUUUCUAUGCAACAUCCUUGUUUUAACGUUAAAAACCUUUUUAACUUAUAAACUAUCUUUGAAAAGUUCAAACUAUCCUUGCCUUUUUCUCUUUUUGUUAUUUUCUGCAAAGUGUGUCUACUGAGAUGUUCUGCUAUUUAUAACUGUGCAAAGGAACCGACAAAGUUUUGUAAUAGGUUUUAUUUUUCUUUAACAGUUGGUGGUGAAGAAUGUAAAAACGUCUGCUUAUACAGUGUAUUUUUUUUUCUUCAAUAAAGUUUUAUAACUAAUUUGAA
Molecule: messenger RNA, 1010 nt
Organism: Stegastes partitus (bicolor damselfish)
Lineage: Eukaryota; Metazoa; Chordata; Actinopteri; Pomacentridae
Gene: tmem128
Product: transmembrane protein 128
Exons: 5
Coding region: 79-573 (164 amino acids)
Source: RefSeq, a predicted model, not a curated record